Molecule: messenger RNA, 2299 nt
Organism: Pogona vitticeps (central bearded dragon)
Lineage: Eukaryota; Metazoa; Chordata; Lepidosauria; Squamata; Agamidae
Source: RefSeq, a predicted model, not a curated record
UGUGUGACUUGCAUAUGGAAACUACGGCUGCAGGCAGUUUCUGGAUCAGCAUUACACACAAGGCAAAUAAUAUACAUAUAAAUUUAAUCUAAGUGAUUGAGUGCAUCACCAUUGGUCUAGUAGUUAAUAGUACUACUAGUACUAUUCACUCCCCUUGUCCAUCUGCAGAGGAGCAAGGGAAGUGUUCAAUUUGCCAAUAGGCUGAAGUGAUUUCUUUAUUAAACCAUUUCAUGGCCAUUGACGGUGGAAGGAGCCUCCUGCAUUCCUAUAGAACUGCCAUGCUGAUUUUUAAAUAGACCUCCUGGAAGUUGGAAUGCAAUCAGUACAGUUGAGAGAAUUCUAUUUCCUUGUUCAUUAUUUGAUGUGCAAUUAGAAUGGGAGGAGAAAAAGAAAGAGGAGGAGAACUUAUGGAACUAAAGGAUUCUUUCCUGCCUUUCCUGUUCUAUAAAUUACUUUUGAAAUAUUUUGAGUACACCACUUCACAAAAGAUCUGUAUCGAUGCUUCGCGAUCUAGACUCCCAGGGCAAACAAUAUGAUCAUCUUCCUUCUUGCCUCUUUGAUAUUCUUGGCCACACUGCAAAGCUGCACUGCUGACUCCAGUCCUUUCCUUUGCGAUUAUGAGGAAUUUCUAGAGAUAGCCAGACACGGACUAGAGAAGACAUCCCACCCAAGACACGUGGUGAUCGUGGGAGCAGGAGUCGCCGGGCUCAGUGCAGCCUAUGCUCUCACCGAGGCGGGGCACAAGGUGACAGUACUGGAAGCCAGCGAGCGUGUGGGAGGACGAACGGAGACCUACCGCAUGAUUGUCCGUGAGUACAUUAGAAAGUUUGGCCUGAGGCUGGCAGAGUUUGUUCAGGAGGAUGAUAAUGCCUGGUAUUUGCUCAAUAACAUCAGGAGAAGAAUCUGGGAGGUCAAGAAGAACCCCAGCCUCUUGGGCUAUGAGGUUGAUCCCUCUGAAGAAGGCAAAACUGCAGAUCAGUUGUAUCAGGAGUCCCUUCGACAGCUCCCAGAAUCCCCAGACAUCAUGGCAGAGGAAUCCAGGAAUCCAAUAUUUAAUCAAGGUAGCAAACUGAGUCGUGGAGCUGUCCAGAUGAUUGGAGACAUAUUAAACGAAGAUUCGGGAUAUUACUUGUCUUUUCUUGAGAGCAUGGCAGAUUAUGAAAUCUUAUCGUCAAAGUUUGAUGAAAUUGUGGGAGGCAUGGAUCAGCUGCCCAGAGCCAUUUACAGUACCAUCCCAGGACUGGUUCAUUUCAAUGCCAGAGUCAUCAGGAUAGAGCAGAACGCCCACACAGUCAAUGUGAUUUAUCAGACCCCAGGGAAAACAGUGUCAAGUGUGACUGCCGAUUAUGCCAUUGUCACCUCCACAACCAGGGCCACACGACGCAUCUAUUUUGAUCCACCUCUUUCGCCUAACAAAACAAACGCCCUGAGGUCCACCUACUACAGGAGUGCCACCAAGAUCUUCCUUGCUUGCAGACAGAAGUUCUGGGAACGGGAUGGUAUUUAUGGUGGGAAAUCCACAACAGAUCGCCCAUCCCGAUUCAUCUACUACCUUGCCCAAAACUUUACAGGCGGCGUUGGUGUUAUCUUGGCUUCCUACGUCCAAGGGGAUGACUCUCGUUUCUUCCUGGCUCUCAGUGAUGAGAAUGUCGUGAAUAUCAUAAUGGAUGACCUGGCAGCCGUCCACCAGAUGCCCAAAUGGGAGAUCCGGAAUCUCUGUCCCUCUGCAGUCGUAAAGCGAUGGAGCCUGGAUCAGUACUCUAUGUGUGCCUAUACUGCCUUCACCCCUUACCAGUUUAUAGAUUAUAGUGAGACUCUCGGGAUGCCAGAGGGCAGAAUCCAUUUUGCUGGGGAACAUACUGCCAAGCUUCAUGGCUGGCUAGAUACGACAAUAAUAUCAGGGCUGAGAGCAGCAAAAGAAAUAAAUGACCUCUCAUCUGGGAAGCAGUGGUUAGGAAUAAGACAGACUGGCAAAAAUGAACUUUAAGUAGGAGUUUUUUUGGGAGGGGGGGAAGGAGAAUGCUUAGUGAAAGCUGCAUCUACAUCAUUCCUCCAAAAGUUAUUUGUUUAAAAUUACAGAGCCCAGAAUCCCCAAACACCAUGGCAGAGGAAUCUGGGAAUCAUAGUCCAAACAUUUGACGUUUCCAAAUAAGAGUUUUAACCCAGAAUAAUUCAAAACAUCCAACAGCUGAAUAUGCAACCAUGCUGGAUUUAUAGCUAUGCCUUUUGUUUUGUUCUGUAAUACUAAGACUGUCUGCUUUUUGAACAGCAAGAUAAAAAUAGAAUAAAAUUACAUGGG